AUGAGCAAUCAGAGGUCGGGGGCGUUGAAGGUCAUGACGGGAGACAACGCGUCCAUGCAGAGCAUGGACAAGAGUCCGCUGGCGAGGCAGGAGCAGCAGGCGACCCAAGCGGCUGGCCGGCCCCCCAAGAAGCCGAUGGACUCUGUGGACCCGGAGCUGCGGAGGCAGGUCGAUGAGAGGCUCCAGAAGCGCUUCGACGCCAAGAAGAAGCGGCUGAUGCAGUAUGAGGCCUCGCAGCACUCUGCAUCCCUUCGUCCGCGCGACCCCGAGGUCGUCGAGGUCGACGGACGCGAGUUCACGCAGGCGGCGUUCACGCUCACGCGGCCGAUCAACCCGUCCGCGACGAACCGCGACUGGCGCGACGACCCCACGCACGUCGGCGAGGACCCCGUGACCUUCAACAACACCGUGCGGCAGCGCGCCGUGAAACACAUCCGCUCCUCGCAGUCCGCCUUCGCGGAGCGCCUCGCGUCCGAGUUCGAGGAGCGCGUCGGCCGCGAGCGCGAGAUCCUCCUCCGGCGCCUCUGGGGCGACCGCCCCGGCCCCGCGGCCACCUCCACCUUUGCGCAGAACCUCGACCGGCGCGUGUCGCAGCUCGCGCGGCAGUCCGUGCGGCGCCAGAUGGCGCUGGAGCUCGAGUUCCUCUCCGUGCGGUCCCUGGACACGCGGCAGUCGAUCAACCGCGAGGCCGCCCAGUACCGCAGGGAGCUCAAGGAGCAAAAGCAGGAGCUGGAGGAGCAGGAGCUGCUCGCGAUGCUGCGGGAGCUCGAGGCCGCGGAACCGGACCCGUACGAGACGCUGCCGUUCCAGAGGGAGGCCGAGGCGGCGCACGCGGCGGCCGAGUCGCCGACGAAAGCGGGUACGGAGAUGGCGCGAUCUCCGUCACAGGUCGAGAUGGAGCGCCGUCUGCUGCGGAUGGUACAGCAGGAGCACGACUCCACGGACCGCUCCGGCCGCCUGAUGAAGACCGUCGUCGACGCCGCCAAGGUCGAGUCGCAGCGGCAGGCGCUCUCCGACGACGAGAAGAGCGACGAGCUGGACGAGGACGACGCUGCGGAGGCCGCCGAGGGAGCCGACCGCGCGCAGGCGAUGCGUGCGCGCCCACCCAGCUUCGAUCAUCUCGGGAGUUACUCUGAGCGCAAGGAGAGCGAGCGGUCGCGCGCGGUCAACAUGGUGGGAUCGUGGCUGCGGACGCGGCUGACGGGCGAGGGCGAGCACUUCGCGAAGAUGCCCAAGAUCCGUCUGCCGGAUAUCGGCGAGAUCGAUCAGCGCGCCGCGGAGCGCUACCUGAGGGAGUGCCAGCGGGAGGGCGCGGUGCCGGUCGCGACGUGCAUGCAGGAGCUGUCUCGGAACCCGUCGCAGCUGCACGUCGCGGGCGUCCUGAUCAACGAGGGCAACGCGAAGGCGCUCUCCGCCGUCCUCCCCGAGCUCGAACGCCUCACCUCGGUGCGGAUGAGCUCGUGCGAUCUCUUCGACGACAGUGCAGUGUACCUCCUGCGCGCCCUGACCACGUGCCCCGUCGGCUCGCUGGACCUCUCGGACAACCGCCUGUCGCAUCUGACGUGCCAGUGGAUCGCCCGUGCGAUCGCGGACGGGAUCGGGCCGAUCCCGGCCUCGACGCGGCCAGGGACGGCCCCCGCGCAGACUCCGCGCCACGGCCACGGGGGGCGCCUCGCGAUGUCCGCGGCGAACGUGCGCGGAUGGACGACCUUCGACGCGCCCGCGGACGUCGCGCCAGGCACGCCGUCGCAGUUCCUGCCCCCCGCAACGCCGCGCUCCGCUGCGCCUCCCGAGGGCAGCAUGCACGGGUUCGCCACCAUGCGGCCGGGCACGGCGCCGGUGCGGCGGUGGGGGCAGCCCACGCUUGGCAAGAGCGGCCGCGGGUACAAUCCGUGGGCGGAGAUGCGCGGCGCCGCGGUGCAGGCGGCCCACGAGUCGGUGGCGGUGAUGGCGACGGGAACGAUGACGUCGUCGAACUUCGCGACGUGGGCGUCGGCGCGCGGCGCGAUGCUGUCGCGUCCGACGAGCUCCCGGCACACGAGCGUCGCGAAGCGCAUCGCCGAGCAGGCGGGCGUGCGUCCCCAGACGGCGCGGCCAGCGCAUCCCGUGCAAGGGCUGGACGCGGGGGAGGACAGCGUGGUCCUCGAGGGCGACGCGGCGCAGCGGCGGCGCGUGAUGAGCCGCACGCUCAUGCGGCUCGACUUGAGCAACAACCCCCUGAUCCGCGACGCCGGCGCCGUGGCGCUCCUCAACGCCAUGACCGCGGCCGUGCAGCCCGCGGCACGGUCGAAGAGGCACCGCGGGCAGCCGAUGGUCGAGCUGGCGAUGUCCGGGUGCGGCCUCGGCGACGCGACGUCGCACGCCGCGGCCGAGCUGCUCGCCAAGAGCCGCACGCUGCUGGCGCUGGACAUCUCCCGCAACCACCUCCGCGGGCCUUCCGGGGCAGCGCUGGGCGAGGCGCUGCGCGAGAACCGCGCCCUGCGCGUGCUCGACCUGUCCUCGAACGGCCUCGGCGACGCGGCGGUGGCGGCGGUCGUGCAGUCGCUGCGCGUGCAGUGGCAGGAGUACGCGGUCGAGGGCGUCGGGACGUUCCCGCUGCGGCGGCUCGGGCUCGUGGACACGUGCAUGGGCCCAGAGGCGACGAUGCAGCUCGCGGCGCUCCUGCGGAGCAUGGCGCGGGCGCUGGAGCCCCUGACGCAGGGGAGGACUCCGGAGUUCAUGAAGGCCGACCCUGACGUGUCGCUCGAGGUGGACAUCUCGCACAACAAGGUCGGCGGGGUCGCGGCGGCGUGCCUCGCGCGGCAGAUCGAGCAGGUGGAGGCCCUGCGGCGCACGCCGUGCGGCCAGGACCCGAUGGGGGGGGAGGCCGAGGCGGAGGCGUCCGAGCGGCCCGUGGAGGCGCAGAAGUCGACUGCGAGCGCGGCGGCGGAGAAGUCUGGGCCGGUGAAGGGGAGCGCUGGGACGAUGGCGCACGAGAUGGGCCUGCAGGACGACCGCGAGCUGCUGCACGGGCUGCAGAGCGCGACGCGGUGGGGGCCGGGCGCGGACGACGGGGACUGGGUUGUGCGGAUCGUGCGGCACGGCCUGAACGUGGCGUGCUUGCGGCCGCAGGCGCUGCUCCCGGGGCAGGUGCCGAAGGGGCACGAGCAGGCGGUGGCGGCCCUGGACGGCGUGUACGUGCUGCCGCCUCUGCCGCAGCCGCCCGGCGCGGCGGCCGGCAAGGGGAAGAAGGGCGGGAAGAAGAAGGCGAGCUCCAAGGGGAAGAAGGGCAAGAAGGGCCCGACGGGCCCGGCGCCGGUCGACUUGGGCGAGACAUGGGAGUUUGACAUGUCCAAGAUCGGCGACCGGAUGCCAAUUUUGGAGCUGCUCCUGGAGCACGAGGAGGCCGCGGACUUCAAGGGCAUCCUGCACUGCGUGCACACGCACGCGCAGCCACCCGUCAUCUACCGCUGGCUCGGCACGGACGUUCCCGCGGGCAAGCGCAAGGCCUUCAACUGGCGCGCGAUGGACUGGCCCGACCGCAUGCCCACGCGCGGCACGCUCCGGCUGACCAUGCUGCUGACGGACGGCGGCGCGUCGACCGUGCGCCGCGUCCUCGCGCCGGGCGGCCAGGGCGCCUUCGUGGACAUGGCAUCGCGCCCUCCCGUGGUCGUUGGGCUCGACCGGUCGCUGCCCGGGCCGCUGUCGCCGUCGCGGCCGCGGUCGUCGCGGCCGCUGUACACCACGAUGGACGUCCGGAGCGUCGUCGCGGAGAUGGGCGAGCUCAAGGCGCAGCGGGCGCGGGAGCAGGCGGCAAUCGUUGCGACUGCGAUGGGGGCGGUCGGCGGGGCGGAGAGCGACGAGUCGGACGACGGGGAGGUCGAGGAGGAGCCGGCGCUGCCGCAGAAGACGGCGUCGAAGCCGAGGGGGCUGCUGUCGGCGUUGCGAAGAGAGAUGCACGCCCAGGCAUAG
Messenger RNA from Pedinophyceae sp. YPF-701, 3951 nucleotides. NCBI's taxonomy places the organism in Eukaryota, Viridiplantae, Chlorophyta, Pedinophyceae. The record is from the annotation of a GenBank genome assembly.